AUGUCAUCAACACAAAACCACUCUGAAACAUUCAAAGAAGAUGAAGAAGACUGCUUAUUCGCCUUACAACUAGCCACGGGCUCGUUGGUUCAUAUGGUACUGAAAGCUGCCAUCGAGCUAAAUCUGCUAGAGAUCAUGGCAAGAGCUGGUCCAGGGAAACACCUUUCACCUAUAGAGAUAGCAGCUCAGCUCCCUAUAAAGAACCCAGAAGCUCCUGUUAUGCUUGAUCGUAUGUUGCGUCUCUUGACCAGCUAUUCUAUACUUACUUCCUCUCUGGUCACUGGUGACGAUGGUCGAGUUCAAAGGCUCUACGGUUUAGCUCCUGUUUGCAAAUUUUUUGUUUCAAACAAAGAUGGAUCUUCGUUGUCUCCUUUGCUUCUCUUGAUGCAAGACAAGGUUUACAUGGAGAGCUGGUACCACUUGAAAGAUGCAGUUCUUGAAGGAGGAAUUCCAUUUAACAAGGCUUAUGAAAUGCAAAUCUAUGAAUACCUUGGGAAGGAUUCAAGGUUCAACCAAAUUUUCAAUAAAGCAAUGUUUAACUCUUCCUUCACACUCAUGAAGGGAAUAGCUGAGAUUUAUAGGGGAUUUGAGGAUGUGAAUGUGGUGGUUGACGUGGGCGGAGGACUAGGGGAGAAUCUUAACUUGAUCACUUCCAAGUACCCUACCAUUAAGGGCAUUAACUUUGAUUUGCCUCAUGUGAUAGCUAAUGCACCGUCCUAUCCUGGGGUGGAGCAUAUUGCAGGGGAUAUGUUUUUGAGUGUUCCAAAAGGGGACAUCAUCUUUAUGAAGACCAUACUUCAUAACUGGAGUGAUGCGCAUUGCUUGAGUUUAUUGAAGAACUGCUAUGAAGCGUUACCAGAAAAUGGGAAGGUGGUUGUUGUGGAAACAAUUCUUCCAGAGAUGCCUGAGACUAAUUUACUGGCAAAAGGUGGAUUUGGAAUGGAUUUGAUUAUGAUGACACAACACAGUGGAGGAAAGGAGAGGACAGAUAAGGAAUACAGGGCCUUGGCAAAUGGUGUUGGAUUUAGUGGCGCUACACUCAUCUGUCGUCUUUUUGCCUCCUCAGUCAUGGAAUUCUAUAAAUAGAUGUGAACCUAU
This is a messenger RNA of Telopea speciosissima, 1098 nucleotides long. RefSeq names its product caffeic acid 3-O-methyltransferase-like. Gene Ontology annotation, biological process: methylation. Lineage: Eukaryota; Viridiplantae; Streptophyta; Magnoliopsida; Proteales; Proteaceae. The coding region runs from base 1 to 1086 and encodes 361 amino acids. The transcript has 4 exons. Gene Ontology annotation, molecular function: S-adenosylmethionine-dependent methyltransferase activity; protein dimerization activity; O-methyltransferase activity. The record is from RefSeq and is a predicted model, not a curated record.